CAUGCAAGUUUCGCUUUCGUAUUCGUAUCAGCACAAUCAGCAGGUUAUAAGUUCAAUUUUAGAUUUAGUGAUAAUUAUUCUUAUAAAAUUGUAAUUAUAAGUAGCUACAGAACUCAGUAAAAAUGGAAUUUCGACCGAACAAGCAAUCUAUGAUCUCCAGAUCCGUGAGAGCUGAAACAAGAAGCCGUGCCAAAGAUGACAUCAAGAGGGUUAUGCAGGUUAUCGACAAAGUUCGACAUUGGGAGAAAAAAUGGGUAACAAUUGGAGAAACAACCAUGAAAAUCUACAAGUGGGUACCUGUUCUCGGCGCAGGUCAAGCUGAUCAGAAAAAGAAACCGAAGAGUGAACAAACUACUAAUUGCAAUAACAAAGAAAACUCAAUCGGGAAAAGAUCUCUCGAGUCGUCCAACUCAAAUUUCGGGUUAACGGAAGAUUCCAAUACCUGUUUUUCGACUGUUAGUGACUCUCAAGGCCCUACAGAAUUCUCCUCAAACAUUGGAUUUUCAGACGACUCCAAUUCACAAGGCAGCGAACCGGUUUCGAAACGGUUGAAAACCAACGACUAAUUAGCUCUCUUUACUCAUCGCAGGCUGUAAAUAAUGGCGUAAACUCUAGAGUUCUUUAUUAUUUGUGUAAAGUUUUUUAUCCAUUCUUUUGUUGUUUUUAGAAUCUAUUGUGUACUUAUUAUGUGGACUGAGUGAUUUGAAUCCUUAAUAUUUCGUCCUCCAGUUGAUUUUUCUACCUAUUUUCUUGGGUCAUUCCUAGAAAGGCACAGUAUUGGGUCAAGUGCUGCAACUAGUUGAACGUAAUUGAACAGCUUUAAAUUUUUAAAGCGAUUAUACAAGCAUGUUAGGUAUACUUUGAUGGAUUUAUUACAUUCUGAAGAUACAGGGUGAUUCAAAAGUCCCGCACCACCCCUAUAAUUUUUAGGGUUGUCGCCCCUUUUAAGGAUGACCCUCCUAUAAUUUUAGGGGGCCUCAAAAGUCGUUUUUUUUUUAUCUCAGAGCGUUCGUAAAAUGUCAAAUCUCUAUCUCAAAGUGUACAAAAGUAACAGAGGCGAUGCUGGGUGCUAACAGUGGGGGACUUUUGGAUCAUCCUGUAGAUGAGCUCAUGAAUUAUAAUGUACAAGUUCUGAUGCCAUCAAGCGGAAGUGAUCCCACUCCGUUGGGAAGUUUCAGAUUCUCCUGUCGUAUUUUACUUUUUUGAAAGCGCAACCAUGCAACAUCAUUGGUUAAAGUUUUUUUGAGAAUAAUGUUCUUAGGGAAAAUAAAAAUCACAGUAAAUUUUAACCAAUAUAUCACAAUUUUUAAUUGAAAAAAAAAAAAAAAAUAGGAGAAACAAGUCUAUUGCAAGCAAGAGAUACAGCCAAGCAAAUAGACUUUCCUUGGGUAAAAUAGCACAAAAAUUAUGAUGGGCACAUCUAGAAAGUUCUAAAUCCACUCCUUAGCAUAGAAUCUACAUAUUAUGUAACAUGCUUUUUCAAAUUCCUGCACUCGAACAGCAAUUCCCUGUCGCUGGCGAUCAGGUUUGCAUAGACAAAGGAGCAUGAUAACCGAACCUGAAAAAAAAAAAAAAAAACCAUUUCUUAAACUUUUUCAAGUGUAUGAUUUCAAUAGUUUUCAAGCGUUUGUUUCCUUCCCUCUUUCUUUGUUUAACAAAAACAAAAACUUUGAAUCAAUUGAAAUCUUACUUAAGAAAGUUUCCAACAGUUUGUGAGAUUAUUUCUCUACGUAGGUCAGGUUUUCGUGAGUCCUUCUCUGUGCUAACCUGUCUGCCGGCCUAUAAGAAAAUCUGCCAGCAGGCGUAGUAAACUUGAAAAAGCUAGUCACAAGCUUCGCAGAUUGCAGGGUAAGGAGUGGAUUUCAGAUUUUUUUGCUAUACCCAAUGUGACUUAUGUGCAAUUUUGCCCAUAAAACAUCUGUUUAAUUGAUUGUAACUCUCGCAUGCAACAGACUCAUUCCAUAAGCCUGCAACGCAGUCUGAUCACCUUUGCGUUUUGACAUUUGUUCCUUGAUUUAAUUGAGAUUUUCAUCAGAAAUUCCUUUUGUAGCACUUGUGAUAGCAAAUGAUGGAUCAGUGGCUGAAUCUUAUUGGCAGAUUAAAAAUUAAUGAUAAUAUCCUGUCAAACGACAAGUUUCUAUAUGACCUUUUAAUAAAGAUAUUGCCUACGAAGAACAAUUGAUUACAUAGUUGUGCAUCUAAAAAGGUCUCUUUCACUUUGAUCGUAUAAGUGAUGUACGUGAAGCAACUAGGGCAAAUCCUGUUCAUCGGUGAUCGAUGAAAUCAAGGUCAAAGAAACCAUUUUAUGCACUAAAUGGCAAAGCACAUAUUCACCGUAUUUUACCUGUUGUAUAUAUAUCUAUUAAUACAAGGUGUAGAAACUUAAUAAGACGAUUAUUUUUUUUUUCUUGUCUCUAAAAUCCAGCCAUUGAAAAUGAUUUUGUGCUGUUCAGAACUGACCUUAAACUGACUUGAUCGAGGAAUAAUGCAAAAAGUAGUUCUAUACUAAGCUGCUAGGCACAGUUACAAGUCCCCUCAAUUUUUUCAAGGGGCCAAUGUCGAGCCAUAAUAUUAGUCAUUUGAGCCAGUCAGUCUGUAAAACCUGGUUGUGUGUGGAAGGUGCUCAGUAGAAAUCAUGACCUUAUAUUAAAAAUGAAUCCAAGAUGAAGGUUUUAAGGAGGUGCUAACUGCGUGUAAAAUUUUAAUCAUAGCUGAGGUAUCAUGUCUCGUAAGUUUUUAAGCCUGAUUUAACCAACUUGUAGAGGUUAUUAUUCCAGCUGAGCUGCUGGUGGACCAAAUAUUGAGUUAUGUAAUAGAUUCAACAGAUGUAGCUCUCUGAACUUUGCUGCAUGCACCUAUAAUUUUUCAUUACUACCUAAUCAGUCCUAGAUAAUACUGCAAGCAAAGCGCUCAAAUUCAUGUUUUCAUUUUUUAUUUAUUUAUUUAUUUUAAGUGUAUUUUCUGAAAGAAAUACAGUCUAACUUCAAUUAUCCAGUGAUUCGUGGUAGAGACCUGUGUAGGAUACUGACAACGCCCCGUAAUAAAAAAAUUCAUAGCGUAUGUUAGAAAAAAUGGGGAAAAAGUGCAAAAACUGACUGUAAAAUCGAAAAAAUGUCCUUAAAGAUUAUGAUUUUGAUCCUCAGAUGUCCACCUGUAUGACUGAAGCGUCGUUAAACGAAGUUCGACUGAACACUUUCGCGUUCUCCCUCAUUGUGGGACCUAGACCUAGGAUCAUAUGAAGAGUCGAUCUCAAGUUGUAGAACAUGAAUGUAUUUUUACACCCGUAGGAUAUUAUUUUCUUGAAAUACAUUGUAGUAAUGUUAAUUGGAAGCCGAAAGACUCCGGACAGUAGAUAAAAUUCAAGUUCCUAGUCUAGUCUAGAGAAAUUUGAAUUGCCCCUGUUUGGCAAUCCCAUUUUCAAAUUCUUUACCAAUUUAAUCUUUCUGUUUGCACGUCUCUCGUUUACAGUCCAUGUAACCAAUUCUAGGAAUUGUGAGCAGAACGGUUAAACUCGGAGAAACUUUAGAAACUUAUUUUAGCGAAGGAUUGACUUUCGACUAUUGACCUUGCCAGGCUUAGAAAACAUCAAUGUUCCUCUCUGUCAAGAAAGUGAAUAAUGAUAAGAGUAUCUUGUCCUGUCCAGAAUACCUUUGUUGCUUCUCUCAUGUAUUCCUAAAGGUCAGUUUAAAUUUUACCCUCAGUGAGCUGUUGUUACAUUGACCAUGUUCAGCAAGGACCGCACAAUUCCACAUGGCAUUUUUCAAUUUUUACUUGGAAGGUAUUUCAAGCCUCAUCAUAAGUUUUACAUUUUUGCAUUCCAUAUUUUUGGCAUUUUUUAUCCUUCCACAAGGAAAUUAUCGAUAGCUUAAAUUAAAAUGUAUGUAUCUGAGAUCACUAUGUUGUAAGUCUCUGCUUGUCUUUUGUUUUUUCAAAGCAAUACAAACCAAACAUUUUUACUGAAGUGAAUUUUUUUCACUCAUUCUAAAAAAAAUCAUUGGUUCUCCUUAAAGAAAAUUAAACAUAAUUGGAGAUUUUUAAUCGUUUCAAUCGAGGUAUGCCUUUUUUGCAUUGAUAUCUAAGAAAUCUUGAAAUUAACUUAGCCACUGUGAUCACAGGAAAAAAAAUAUGUGUAAAACGGAGUUACAUAAGUGGUUCUUGCUAAGCAUGCCAAUGCUUCCUAAGAGAGGGAGAGUUUUUGCAUUUUUCUAUUUCAUAAUAUCCCUUAACAUUAAUGCUGAUGCUCAAUAUUUUACCUUGCAUCACAAAAGAGCAAUUUUCGGAGACUUGUUCAGCCUCUGCGCUCAGUAAAAUAAAAUAAGAGGGUAAUUAUGAAAUAUUUAUGAAUAGAUUCAUUCACAUUACACGCUAACAGUAAAGUGUGCAAAGUUUAAUAGUAUUUUUUACGAGGACUCAAAUCAAGUCCUGCAAAGUUUUGACUUUCAUCAGGUGCAAAAUGUAUAAUGAUAGUAUUAGUCUAAUGAAAAUAGAUACCUCGAAAAAUGUUUUUUUGAUCUAUUAUAUUGCUAGACCGAGAGAAUUUUGUUACCACUAAAAGUUGUGAAGCAUUCUGACAACCGCACAUUUUUGUUCUAGAUCAAGUUUGCUCAAGUCCAUUGGAUAGUUAGUCAAAUGAAGGGCAUAUAGAACCAAACAGAUUAUUGGCAUUUAAAAUUUCUCACUUUUUGGGUCUACUUAAUUUAUUAGAAGGAAAACCGGUUAUUUUUUCCAAUGAUUUUUUAAGAGAAAAAAAAUCAGCGAAAAUUUUAAAAUACACUUGUGCAAAGUUAAGCAAAACUGACACAUCUACAUUGCCAUGUUUCAAAAUCUCAUCCCCUAUUUUCAUUUCUUGGAAGGAAAGCAACAAAAGUUUUUGCUUUAAAUUUUGUGCAAAUAGGUAAUCUUUAUCUGGGCAAGAAAAAUUAAGACCAAGUUCGAAUGGAGAUGUUAGUUGGUUUCCUUUCAAAAACUUUAAAAAGGAAAUGAGGGUUUGAAACACCGCAAUGGAGAUGCAACUUUUCUGCUUGACUUUAUCCAUUUGAAACCCUACAGAUGAUUUGCCCUUGCUCCAUUUAUUAGAAGAAAAAUCAGAGACUUUUUUCAAUUAUUUUUCCAAGAGAAGGGAAAAUAAUGGAUAAUUUCAAGCUGCAGUUGAUGUUCCAUUUUCAGUUUUUAAAACUAAUAUAAGAUCAUACAAACAAUUUUGUUGAAAUGUUGCAUGCUCAUGUAUAUACGGGUCAGACCGUCCAAUUUAGAAUACCAAUACCAUGUCAGUAUCAUCAUUUUUUAUGCGGAAGGAGACUUACUGAAACCCAAUGAAGCAUUUGCUGUACUUUGUUUUAUUUAUUUUCUCGUUUUUUACAUUGGCACUAUCAGCUUUUUUCGAAUGAACUUCAAAAAAUAUGUAUAAUUUCUUUCUGUUGAAUUAAAUAGAAUGAGUUUUUUAAAAAAAGACGUAAGUUCUAUAGAACCUAGGAGGCAUCUACCUCUAUCUUCUCUCAAAUAAGCAGUUCAAUAAAUUUUCAACAUGAUGAAAUGUCUCAUCGAGUACUCAUACUGCAAUUUUGAAAAAGUGUGAAUUAAAUUCUAGUAGUUCUGGUUUUAAAAUUUUCUCAAACCCAUCUUGUAAUUUUAUUUUGUAAAAUACAUGUAAUCUUUCUAUCAAA
Molecule: messenger RNA, 5663 nt
Organism: Bemisia tabaci
Lineage: Eukaryota; Metazoa; Arthropoda; Insecta; Hemiptera; Aleyrodidae
Source: RefSeq, a predicted model, not a curated record